AUGCCUCCACCGCCGACCUCGCCCACCCAGGGCCAGCCUGCCGCGAAACCGCAGCAGCAGCAGCAGCAGCAGCAGCAGCAGCAGCAGCAAAAGCACCAUCACUCGCAGUCCCAGGGCUCCUUGAGCUAUGGCCCGCCGCUUCCCCCACGACCGCCACCGCCUCCCCUGUCCGUCGGCCCUCCCAGCUCCUUCCCGUCCGCAAGAGAGCUUCCUGCCUUGACCUCUCUCGCCAGGUCCGGAGGCGCCGUGGGCAGUUCCAUGUCCAUCUCUUCCAUGCUCGGCGGCCCUCCACCGGCCUCGCGUGAAUCCCAGCAGCCCCCUCAACAUUAUGCGCCUCACGGGCCGCCCCCGCCUCCUACCUCGGGGCCUGGCUUCGGCCCAUCGUCGUCGUCUUUGCAGGCGUCGCCGCUGAUGCAUUCUGCGUCGUCCGAAUACCCUCCUUUCCGCCGUCCGCAAACCCCCGACCACCCCCCGAGACAGCCUUUCGACCCCCGAGGGAGCGCCGCCCCGUCUCCUCGCGGUGGUCCUUACUGCACCACCCCCGACGUGCAACGGUACGGCACCCCCCAAGGCUACCAUCAGCGCCAUCCAUCCGCACCGCCCGACACGUCGAGGGAUUCGGGCAGGCUGUCGGUCGGUCCGCCGACGGCAUCAAGUAGCCACGCAAAGCCUCCUUCCUACGCUGCUAUGCCGCCACGAACCAUGGAUGUGGGUCGCCCUGAGGAUCCCUACCCACGCCGCGAUGACGGCGGUCGGCCAGCGACGGGCAUGGGCAUCGAGUAUAACCCCGAACGGUCGGGGCUGCGUCCGGCUUACCCAUACGAUGAGAGGUACCGAGCAGAAAGGGAUCGCCAGUCCGUGACUGAGCAUCGUGGGAGGGAGGGUAGGGAGAGAGGCUACUCGGGCGGAGCCGAUCCUCGGCGUCAGCACAUGUCUCCUCAUGAACUUGGCCACCCUGAUGCACACGCGAGCCAGUCCCCGUACGGACGACCCCCGGAUCCGCGCGAUCCACGAGAUCAGUGGGGGCGACCCCAUCCUGAUGCCAACGUACGACCUCCUACAGAGCACCACCAGCGUCCCCAGCAACCAGAUUACGCGGCAUCAGGACCCUAUUCGCACCACGGGCCGGCGUAUCAAGGCGCUCCGCCGGAGCAUUAUCCACCGACGUCGUCGCACCCCUCCCGCCCUUCAGCGACCGCCGCACCCGCGCCGCCCCCGCAGGCGUAUGAAUCCGACCGGGCCCGUAUAGAUCAAAUGGACCAACAUCAGCCGCCGCAGCCGCCGCCGCCUCCGCCGCCUCCGCCGCCUCAUCACGGGCCCCAUCGCACUCGCGACGAAACCGCGGCGCCACCUGCUGCGGCAUACAGCAACGUCCACCCUCCUCCGUCGUCGUAUGACUCUGCGAGAAAAGGAAACGACGAUCAUCAUGCGCCCAACGGAUUGCAGCGCAAUUUGCUGGCCGUCCAAGACAUUAGUCGCAAAGGAAGAAUGUCGCCGUUGCCUCAAGCUGUACAGGGCGCCCAGCCUCAGCAACCAGGACCGGGUGCCGAACCAGGAAUCAAGAGCGAGUUUGGCCGUAUGUUUUCGGGAAUUGGAAGCGGUGUCAGCGGUAUUGGCAUGUCCAGCCCCAUCACGUCCUCCUCGGCCGUCACCUCCCUCGUCGCUGGUCCUGGCUCGCAUCUCGGCGUCACGAAACGAGACGAUGCCGACAUCACGGCCGACCCAGGAGCGGAUCAUGGAGGCAAGGCACCCAAGGCAGGUAGAAGACGGAAACUAAAGGAUGAAGAAGGUCGUGAUGAUGAUAGCACAGGCCGGCUUACCCCUGCUGGGCGGGCCAACAAGCGACCCAAGGCGCACCAGCACCAGCACCAUCACCAUCAUCACCACCACCACCACCACCACCCUUCUCCUCAAGGUGCCGCGCCGUCACCAACAGCAGGAGUCGCUGCAUUGAAGAGUCUCAAAGGCAGCACACUGGUGGGUUCACCCAUGGACAAAUCUCACCAUCACCACCACCACCACCAUGGCCCGAAAGCAGGGACGCAGACGCAGUCAGGCGGCCAGACCAAGGCCGCGGCAACGUCAACGGCUAUCCCACCCAAAACGAAAACCAUUGUAUCCUCCAAGGCAGUCCUGGAUUCAGUCGCGCAUCGCCCCAGGCAUCAUUUGGGAGAUUUCAUUUACGAGCCUCAACUGAAACCCGAGCGUGUUCUUCCCAACACCCCAACGCACCGGGGGUUCUCCUCGAACCCGAAACCGCUUCCUUGGGACAUUAUCAAGGACAGAGAGAACUGCACGUUGACGGUCAAGGUUCCGCGCAUUCAUCUGUCCUCUGUAGCCCGCGAGGAGAUCACAGCUCGGGCGUACCUUUGGGGCACAGACGUGUACACGGACGACUCGGACGUCGUCGCAGCCUGCAUCCACGGGGGGUGGAUCAAGGGUGAAUGGACCGAGGACGUCGAUACGGCAAUGCUGGACCUGGAGCUUGGGUUCGGCGGUAAACGGAAACAGAAAGCUCGGGUCCCUGAACUGCCGAGUCGAGAAUCCGAAGGCACAAUCACGGCGCCUCCGUCGUCGGGACCCAUGGCGGUCCCAGCCAACCGCGACCUCCAUGUCAACAUCCUGAUUCUUCCGCGUUUGACAAGGUACUCGAGCUGUACGCGCUUUGGCAUUACCAGCCGAGAAUUCGGCGGUCAGUACGGCGGCCGACACUCCGCGCACGAUGGAAUCAGCUACAUGAUCAAGAGCAUCCGCUGGGUCGAGAAUGGGGGGCAACCGCAAGCGAGGCUGCGAGGCCGGGCGCGACGGGAACGGAUGCGCAAAGCCAUGAGGGAGGUAACAGUCAGCUUUGGCAACAUUGGCGGCUUAGAGCUGGGACAGGCAAAAGACGGCAGCGCCAAGACGACGACGACGACGACGACGACAACGACGACGACACCGCCGACGACGACGAUGGCGACGACUACUAGGGGAGAAGUCACGGGCAACUGGACAAGGGCGGAUCAGCAAUCGGCUGCUCACGUCGACCCGGGCGAGAAGCAGGAUCAAGAUCGAGCAGUGAGCGAGGGUAACAAGGAGAACCGAUCCGGCGGAAUCUCGGGGCCCAAGGAGAUAUCCGAAGGCCGCAAAGCCGCAAGAGACGAGGACGCUGGGAUGGCCAACGCCGCAGAUGCGGAGAGGAGGACGGCGGUCGAGGGAGAAUGCAAGUGA
Molecule: messenger RNA, 3210 nt
Organism: Ustilaginoidea virens
Lineage: Eukaryota; Fungi; Ascomycota; Sordariomycetes; Hypocreales; Clavicipitaceae
Exons: 2
Coding region: 1-3210 (1069 amino acids)
Source: RefSeq, a predicted model, not a curated record